AUGCCGCCCCAAGGCAGCGACCAAUCCCGAAGCAUGAAGCAGGGCGACACUCCCAGCCUGCUUGACGACUUCGAUUUCGAUGCUUUCAUCAACCUUCCAUUGGAUGAGGUGGACAUGGGUUUGGGAGCGUUGCACCACAUAAUCCUUCCGAUCACUAUGGAACCAUCCUGUACUAUCCCGGCCGUUACAUCACAAAUUCGCCGAAAUCAUAUGACCCUUGGACCACAACAAGCCCCCGGCAUUGCUCCAAAAGAACCAAAGAAGCCUGCUAAGGCCAGAUUUUCUUGCUCGCACCAAGGCUGCAAGCGUAACUUUCCGCGAACCUAUGAGCUGUCACGGCAUGUAAAGAGCAUUCAUCAGCGAAACAACAAUCUUUUGUGCCCGAUAUAUGGAUGCCCUCGCUCAGAAAAGACGUUUCCAAGGUCUGACAAGCUUCGACAACAUUUCCGAGAAAAGCACAGUGAUCCUGAGCAUUUCUUAUGUUUUAUCGAGAACUGCACUGCAGGGCCGUUUACCAAAGAAGAGAUCUCCAGCCACUUCGAAGAAAAUGGCGAUCAAUCUUCUCACAAUCAACCCAAUUCUGGAGAGAUUCUGAACGCGAUCCGUUGGCGCUUUGUACCACUCGAAAAUGGACACCUUCGGUUAGAGAGCUUGGAUGCUUGCCCGCUUGCCUUUCUGGGAUGCUAUACAAUCAUGCCUAGUGAUAUUUCUAAAAAGAAGAAUUUUCGGGCCAUCAUAGAUCACCUCGGUGACCAUCCCCAAGAGCAAAGAUUACCAAAAUUCGGGAAUAUUUGCAGGUAUUUCUGGAAAUAUAACUGGAGAUCAUAUGUCUGGUGCCGGUGCCGCGUCUGCAAUUCGAAUAUUCCAAGUCCCGAUAUAGAGAAUUAUUUCAUUCAUCUAUACACAAAGCACUCCUCAGAAGAAAGACGAAAUCGCCGGCUUUAUCUAAUUGAUGAUAUGAGAUCUUACCAGAUGGAGGGGGAAUUAGUACCUUCUUGGUUGAUCGAUGAUUGCGUCGCUAUGGCGAAAAACAAGGGUAAUGAAAUGAGCGAGAUGAGUUCUCGUAAAACUGAGGGUCCUGGCUUGGAAAAUAACCAAACUGAGGAUGGAACGGUCACAAAUACGUCCACGGAAGUUGAAACCGUUGCAGGUAUUUAA
This is a messenger RNA of Glarea lozoyensis ATCC 20868, 1158 nucleotides long. Its product is annotated as C2H2 and C2HC zinc finger. The transcript has 2 exons. The coding region runs from base 1 to 1158 and encodes 385 amino acids. NCBI's taxonomy places the organism in Eukaryota, Fungi, Ascomycota, Leotiomycetes, Helotiales, Helotiaceae. The record is from RefSeq and is a predicted model, not a curated record.